Molecule: messenger RNA, 1326 nt
Organism: Fusarium vanettenii 77-13-4
Lineage: Eukaryota; Fungi; Ascomycota; Sordariomycetes; Hypocreales; Nectriaceae
Exons: 3
Coding region: 1-1326 (441 amino acids)
Molecular function (GO): glycosyltransferase activity
Source: RefSeq, a predicted model, not a curated record
AUGUCGCGUCUGCUGAGGUUCCUGCCGAGCCUCAUUUUCCUUUCCAUCUUCUUUUGCUUUCUGCUCAACCUUUUCGAGUACGACUACCCGGACGUGCCUAUACCGGAUACAUGGAGGGAUCAUCGUGUCGAAAUCCCGGAGAGCGCUGGGCGCUCGGGCGGGUAUCCGGGGAGUCCUUCUUUCAUGGGCGGAGAGAACCUUGAGGCGCAGGAUAACGAUGGUCAUGGGAACGCAUUUGUGGGCAAUGGGAAGCCUAGCGAAGGCGAGGAGAGAGCCGUUAGCGAGGUCGAUAUCGACGACAGCGAAUUCCAUGACGACUCAGUCGACGAGAACGACGAGAUCGAAGAGGAGGAGAAUGUCACUGAAAGUGCCGACAGCGACAUCAUCGACUGGUCCCGAUUCGCCUACGUCCAAUAUGUUACCAACGACGUCUACCUCUGCAAUUCUCUCAUGAUCUUCGAGGCACUACAGCGAUUUGGCAGCAACGCUGAACGACUGAUGAUGUAUCCCGGCCAUAUGCUUGCGCCCGAUGCUCAAGAGUCGGGCACUCAUGCGGGACAACUUUUGAUCAAGGCUCGCGACCAGUACAAGGUCAAAUUACGGCCGGUUGAGAUCCAGCGACGUAACGGUAAUGACGUUACCUGGGCCGAAUCAUUCACCAAGCUUCUUGCCUUCAAUCAGACCCAAUACGAUCGUGUUAUUUCCCUCGACUCAGACGGCGUUGUCCUCCAACACAUGGACGAGCUCUUCCAGCUUCCACCCUGUCGUGUUGCGAUGCCCCGAGCCUACUGGUUCAUGAAGGACGACCCCCCAAAGACGAUGCUUGCAUCACAUGUCAUGGUUGUGGAACCCGACAAGAUCGAAAUGGAGCGCAUUUUUAAGAAGAUCGAGACCAUUGAGAAUACCGAGUACGAUAUGGAAGUUAUCAACAGCCUAUACCUCGACAGCGCAAUGAUCAUUCCUCACCGACCGUACGGCCUACUCUCAGCAGAAUUUCGAAUGAAGGACCAUUCCCAGUAUCUUGGCUCUAAGAAAGAAGAAUGGGAUGCUAUUGGGGUCUUGGCUGAAGCCAAAUAUGUGCACUUUUCUGACUGGCCCGUCCCGAAACCCUGGGUGCAGGAUUCCGCGAUGCGACUACAAAAACAACCACAGUGUCCGACGGCUGAUGGCCAGGGUACCCAGGAGACCUGCGUGGAAAGAGAAAUCUGGAACAGGCUCUAUACUGAUUUUGCAGAGAAUCGAAAGAGGAUUUGUGAGCCAGUAGGCAAGCCUCAGCGCCGGAAGUGGUUCAACUGGAAUCGGCUAGAUAGGGUAGAAUCAAGAUAG